Empidonax traillii (willow flycatcher) is the source of this 2366-nucleotide messenger RNA. Its product is annotated as paired box protein Pax-6-like. Gene Ontology annotation, molecular function: DNA binding. The transcript is spliced from 2 exons. NCBI's taxonomy places the organism in Eukaryota, Metazoa, Chordata, Aves, Passeriformes, Tyrannidae. The record is from RefSeq and is a predicted model, not a curated record. Bases 1 to 1239 code for a protein of 412 amino acids.
AUGGGCUUGGUGGCGGUGUUGGUGGUGUUGGUGACUGUGUUGGUGUCGGUGUCGGGGCCGUGGGGGCACAGACCGCCGCCCGGCCCCGCUGACCGCCUCUCCCCGCUGUCUUCCCCAGGAGAGCCCCGGGCGCGCCCCGCAGGCCCCGGCGCGGGGCGAGAGGGAGGCCGGCGCAAGAGAACCACGUUCAGCAAGGCACAACUGGAGCUGCUGGUCCGCGCCUUCGAGAAGGAGCCGUACCCCGGCAUCGCCCUGCGGGAGCAGCUCUCCGACCUCACGAACAUCCCCGAGUCCCGGAUCCAGGUGUGGUUCCAGAACAGGAGAGCCCGGCAGCUGAACCAUAAGAAGAGCGAAACUGCAGCCUACCCCAGGCCGGGCAAGGCAAAGCCGGCUCAGUUCGGCGGCCAGGAGCGGCCACAGCAGGGUCCCGCGGCGGAGCGGAGCCUCCUGUGCCCGCAGCCAGGCCUGCCAGGAGCGAGCCAGAGCUACUGCGGGCAGCCGUCGUCCUACUCGGGACAGCCGUACUCAAGGCUCGACAUGCAUUUCAGGAGCUUGGAUAACACUUUUGGAGCCCUGGGUCAGACCCCAGCUCAUUUCGGUUUGGACUGCGUGGGAAAAGGGGUCCCACUAGGUGCGGGAAGCAUGGGGAACCCCCCUCAGUUCUCGUUUCCUGUGCAGCAGGCACAGGACUAUCCGCACCUGAAGAAAUCUUUCCCUGAAAGCUACUACUCAGAUGCGGAUGUUUUCCAGACUUACCUGGAAGAUCACCAGUACCCGGCAGCUAAAGAGAACGUGUACAGGAGGCCUGUCGUAAACUACAUCAAUGCUAACCAGGGCCUGGGUGUUGAGAACUAUUCGUAUAUCAAGUCAAACACUUCUCCCUUUGCAAAGGGCUUCACUUUCAGUUACGGUGAGGGGGAACCUAAGCUUGAGCCGGAGCAGAUGAGGCACAGUUCACCUCUGCUUGCGGCUAGUAAUGCUAGUCCUCCUUUGGUCCUUCCAAAACAUGAAGGGGGUUAUCAAGGGGCACUUGCCACUCCAGCCACACCAUAUGGGCAGCAGCUGCUGGAGACAGUAAAUGACUAUGACACUCCUUGGCUGGGCAUGAGAAAUGAGAUUUUGGGAACAGGGCUAGAUGCACUGUUUGAGAAUGAGCAAAAUGCAGAGCAAGGUGAGCAAAAAAGUUUCCUGUUUGCUUUUGGUGGCCAAGGUUCAACCUGUCAUUUGGGUCACACAUGAAACUGGCAUGCUUGCCUGACGAAAAAUUGUGGUUUUUUGUUCAAUUGGCAGGGUUGUCGUAAGUGGCUAGAGGUUUUGCAAGUCUGAGUGUGGAGUGCUUGCUCUGAGUUUUGUGCCUUGGCUGGAAGGGAAAGAAAGAUAAGUCACAUUAGUAAGGGCUACAGGAGAAUAACCUGCCAAAUGUGUCCCCUCCCAGGGGAACAGUCACCAAGCUGCUUGCAGUAUUCCUGCACGUUGGGUUAUUGGCAGCCUCAUGUUAACUCGCAUGCACAUCCUGAUCUUCUCAAGUAUGUCAGUACUGAGGAUUUUUCUAUGUUCAGAUUGUGCUGGAUUAAUUCUGCCAGGAGGAUUGGGACUAUGGCGUUGCUUUUGUGGCCUCACUGCACUGAGUUUUGUUUCUAUUCUGGUCAUAAUUCACUUACUUUAAUUUGAGAAAUCUGUAGAAAACAGACUUAUUUAUAGCUUUUAGUGGAGAAAGCAUUAACAUGAGAACGGGAUAAGCAUGGGAAAACCAGCAUUGGUGGUGGCAGGGGACAGCUCACUGGGUGUGCUCCUGAUAAAGAACACAGAUGUGUUUUCCUGGAUACUUAAUGUGUAAUGUUUCCAUUUAAAAAUGACCAUACUUGUAGCCUUUUAAAGGGCAGUAUUUUUGUGAUUUCCUUUCGUAUAACUUGUUUGCAAGUUUUCUUUUUUGUUGUUGUUGUUUUCAAAUUGUAAUUUUCUAUUUGCCAAAUGAAGGGUUUCUACUGUCAUGAACUUGUAGAAUUGCACUCAGAGGAGAGGAAAAAACAUUAAUUUUAUCUUUGCAUUUGCACACUGAGCCUGUUUUCAGAAUACUCAAGAUGCAUGGCUGUCUGGAAGACCACUGUAAUCAUGGAAGUGUUCUUCACGUGUGUCUCAGGAUACUGCCAUGCUUUCAUGUUUAAGAAGUAUCAGACCUACAAUGCUGAAAACUCUACAAGCAAAUCCUUUUUUGUGUUUAAAAUGUGGCUCUUUUAUAUUUUAAGUAUGCCUAGAUCUUAAUACAUAUGUUAUUAACUUAAUUACUUUGUUUAUAGUGCAAAAGAACAAUGAAAAUAAAGUUAAUCACAGACCAUUAUUUUAUUAAUAAAGUUGAUAUCCCUGAA